Sorex fumeus (smoky shrew) is the source of this 2555-nucleotide messenger RNA. Its product is annotated as von Willebrand factor A domain-containing protein 5A-like. The record is from RefSeq and is a predicted model, not a curated record. The transcript is spliced from 18 exons. NCBI's taxonomy places the organism in Eukaryota, Metazoa, Chordata, Mammalia, Eulipotyphla, Soricidae. Bases 83 to 2458 code for a protein of 791 amino acids.
UCUUGCCUGUGGCAGAGCUGGUGGCUGCAGGAGAAGUGACUUCUGCUGCUCAUCUGCUGUUUCCACGGUAACCCACCUCACCAUGAAUUGUCCCUGUGGCCUUGUCACCCUGAAGCAGGAACCAGUACCACUGAAGAGCAUCGCCGUGAGCGUGUCUAUCCUGGAGUUUGUGGCUGACGUGUCUGCCACGCUGAACUAUGAGAAUGAAGAGGCGGUUCCAGUGGAGGCCUUCUUCGUGUUCCCCAUGGAUGAGGACUCCGCCGUCUACUCCUUCGAGGCCCUGGUGAACGGAAGGACAAUCGUGGCGGAGCUGCGUGACAAGGAGAAGGCCCACAGCGAGUACGAGGAUGCCCUGAGCCAGGGCCACCAGGCCUUCCUUCUGGAGGAGGACACGCUUUCAGGGGAUAUUUUCUGCUGCAGCGUGGGCAACCUGCCCCCAGGCUCGCGUGCGGCCCUCACGCUCAAGUAUGUGCGGGAGCUAGCGGUGGAGGCCGACGGGGCCAUGCGCUAUGUGCUUCCCGCUGUCCUGAACCCACGCUACCAGCUGUCAGGCUCGCUGGACAACAGCCUUCUCAGCAUGCAGUGCCCCAAAGACCCCGAGAGGUCUCUGCCCUAUACACUCAGCCUGGCUGCCUCCGUCCGCUCCCAGCACACCAUUGACAAGAUCCAGUCGAACUGCUCUUUAAAUGCCACCAAGUACCUUGGGAAUGAUAGAACUUCUGCUGAGGUUUCCCUGGCUGAUGGUCACAAGUUUGACCGAGAUGUGGAACUACUGAUCUACUACCAGGAAGUGCAUACCCCCAAUGUGACCUUGGAAAUGGGAGAACCCAACGCCAAACCUGAUUCUCUGAUGGGAGCUCCAUCUGCAAUGAUGAGUUUCUACCCAGAUAUCCCAAAGACUCAGCCCUCAAAAGCCUGUGGAGAAUUUGUCUUCCUCAUGGACCGUUCAGGGAGCAUGGAUUGCCCUAUGAAUAAGGAUUCACCUCAGUCACGCAUUGAGGCAGCCAAGGAAACACUGAUCUUGCUGCUGAAGAGUUUGCCCUUGGGGUGUUACUUCAAUAUCCAUGGAUUUGGAUCUUCCUAUGAAACAUUCUUUAAUAAGAGUGUGGAGUACACGCAGAAGACCAUGGAGGAAGCACUGAAUAGAGUGAAGCUUUUGAAAGCCAACCUGGGGGGCACGGAGAUCCUGAACCCACUCCAGAUUAUUUACCAAGCGCCUUCCAUCCCAGACCACCCUCUCCAGCUCUUUGUCUUCACAGAUGGAGAAGUUACUGACACAUCCAGGGUCAUUGAGGAAGUCAGAAAAAACAGCCCAAAGCACAGGUGUUUCUCAUUUGGCAUUGGUGAAGGUGCCUCCACCAGCCUCAUAAAAGGCAUCGCCCGGGCGUCUGGGGGCGCUGCAGAGUUUAUCACGGGCAAAGACAGGAUGCAGUCCAAGGCCCUGAGGUCCCUGAAACGUGCUCUGCAGCCCACUGUCGAGGGGGUCUCUCUGAGCUGGGAUCUGCCCUCUGGACUGUCUGCUCAGUUGCUUUCUCCACCAGAGACUUCCGUCUUUCAGGGCCAGCGGUUAAUCAUCUAUGCCCAGUUGUUGGGGACCAUGCCGUCAGUGGAGGUAACGGGCAAGGUUUGCUUCAAGUACACAUUCCAAGGCAAGAGUGUGGAGAAUAAGGUGACGUUUCCUCUACAAAGCCAGUUGGACCCCAACUUCACUGUCCACCGCCUGGCUGCCAAGGCCUUCAUCCAGGCCAAGGACAUGGGCCGCUGGGGAACGGACGAGGCAGAUGUGAAAACCAUCGUCCAAGCCAGCCUGGAGUGUGGAGUCAUGAGCUCCCACACUGCUUUCAUCGCCAUCGACAAGGCCCUCAACCAGCCAGUUCAGGGGCCUCUGGCUCAAAGGAACAUCCCGACGUCAGUGCUCUUUCUGUGCCCCACCCCACUAUCAUACUCACCUGGACCAAAGCGCUGUUUAUCCGUGUGUAAAAGGACUAGCUGUUUAUCCAUGAAGAGACCCCGCAUGCAAGCCUCUGCGAGAUUGUCGGAAGAGGAAUAUGUUAUGCCUCGUCUAGGAAGAAAUCAGUCGAAAGACGAGUCAGAAGCACAAGAACUGGAAGAUGCACAAGUACCUGAGACUGAUCAGCUCCUGAAGCUGGUCAUCCUCCAGAGGGCCAAUGGCUCCUGGGAGCUAGAUGACCAGCUGGCCACUAUUCUUGGGGUGAGUCUUCCGGACAUGAUGGCGGCACUGACUGUCAAGGAUGUGGAGCCUUCCUGCUGGGCCACAGUUCUGGCAGUGACCUGGCUGCACACCAACGGUCAGGGGCGGAAGUGUGAGUGGGAGCUUCUGGAAAGGAAGGCGGUGGCCUGGAUUCACAACCACACAGGCUCUGUCCUGCAAACACUUGUGGAAGCUGCCGCUGCUUUCCUGAAGUCUUCGGUGGAUGUGGCCGUCUUUGCGCUCUGAACGCACUGGCCAGGGCCCCGUCCACUUCAGUGUGUCUUCAUGCCUGACAGCUACCUAGUCUGUCUCUUGUCGUCAGUGUAAAAAGUGCUGCCCCAUA